AACUCUCUUUUCCAAAGCAAGGAUGACUUUGGUAAGGUUCCGGAGGAGUUUCCGGCAGGUGUCUCCUCAGGUGGUGUUGUUCUUGCUCUUUGCCUUCUGCCUGCUCAGUGUUUUUGUCUCGGCUUACUAUUUAUAUGGGUGGAAAAGAGGACUGGAACCCUCUGCAGACAUCCCCAGUCCAGACUGUGAUGAACCGAAGGUUGCCCCUUCACGUCUACUUCCAUUAAAACCCAUCAAGGUGGUAGAUUCUUCUCGCACAGACCCUUUGGUUCUUGUUUUUGUGGAAAGUCUUUACUCUCAGCUGGGACAGGAGAUUGUGGCCAUCUUGGAAUCCAGUCGUUUCAAAUAUCUGACAGAGAUUGCUCCAGGAAAGGGGGACAUGCCCACGCUGACUGAUAAGGACCGAGGGCGCUUUGCACUGAUAAUCUACGAGAACAUCCUGAAGUAUGUGAACCUGGAUGCCUGGAACCGUGAGCUCUUGGACAAGUACUGUGUGGAGUAUGGUGUAGGAAUCAUUGGCUUUUUCAAGGCCAAUGAGAACAGCUUGCUGAGUGCUCAACUGAAAGGCUUCCCUCUCUUUCUCCACUCCAACCUUGCGCUUAAGGACUGCAGUAUCAAUCCCAAAUCUCCGCUUCUAUACAUCACUCGGCCCAGCGAGGUGGAGAAAGGGCUUCUUCCAGGGGAGGACUGGACAGUAUUCCAGUCAAACCAUUCCACUUAUGAACCUGUCCUCCUGGCCAAAACCAAGUCGGCAGAAUCUAUCCCACACAUGAGCAUUGAUGCCGCACUCCAUACCACUGUGGUUCAGGACUUGGGUCUGCAUGAUGGCAUCCAGAGAGUGCUCUUUGGCAACAACCUGAACUUCUGGCUGCACAAACUUGUCUUCGUGGAUGCAGUUUCCUUCCUCACUGGCAAGAGGCUUUCUCUUCCCCUUGACCGUUAUAUCUUGGUAGAUAUAGAUGAUAUCUUUGUUGGCAAGGAAGGCACACGGAUGAAGGUGGAUGAUGUCAAGGCUCUGUUUGACACCCAGAAUGAACUGCGCACCCAUAUCCCAAAUUUCACUUUCAAUCUGGGUUACUCAGGGAAAUUCUUCCACACAGGUACGGAUGCAGAAGAUGAGGGAGAUGAUCUGCUGCUCUCGUACGUGAAGGAGUUUUGGUGGUUCCCCCACAUGUGGAGUCAUAUGCAGCCUCACCUCUUCCAUAACCAAUCUGUGCUUGCUGACCAAAUGACCAUGAACAAGAAAUUUGCUGUUGAGCAUGGAAUUCCCACUGAUAUGGGAUAUGCAGUGGCACCCCAUCAUUCAGGGGUGUACCCAGUCCAUGUGCAACUGUAUGAAGCCUGGAAACAGGUAUGGGGGAUCAGAGUCACAAGCACUGAAGAGUAUCCUCACCUUAAACCAGCCCGCUAUCGACGAGGCUUUAUCCACAAUGGAAUUAUGGUUCUCCCACGGCAAACGUGUGGCUUGUUCACACAUACCAUCUUCUAUAAUGAAUAUCCUGGUGGUCCCAAUGAACUGGAUAAGAUUAUCAAUGGAGGAGAACUUUUUCUGACUGUGCUACUUAACCCUAUCAGUAUCUUCAUGACCCACCUCUCCAAUUAUGGAAAUGACCGCCUUGGUUUGUACACCUUUAGACACCUAGUCCGCUUCCUCAACUCCUGGACUAACUUGAAGUUGCAAACAUUGCCACCUGUCCAGCUGGCACAAAAGUAUUUCCAGAUAUUCUCGGAAGAGAAAAACCCGCUAUGGCAGGAUCCCUGUGAGGACAAACGCCACAAGGACAUUUGGUCCAAGGAGAAGACCUGUGACCGAUUCCCCAAGCUGCUAAUAAUUGGUCCUCAGAAAACAGGUACCACAGCCCUCUAUCUGUUCCUGGGGAUGCACCCAGACCUCAGCAGUAACUACCCCAGCUCAGAGACUUUUGAGGAGAUUCAGUUCUUCAAUGGACAUAAUUACCACAAGGGCAUUGACUGGUAUAUGGAGUUCUUCCCCAUCCCUUCCAACACCACUUCUGACUUCUAUUUUGAGAAGAGUGCCAAUUACUUUGACUCAGAAGUAGCACCAAGGCGGGCAGCUGCACUGCUUUCCAAGGCUAAAAUAAUCACCAUCCUCAUUAACCCAGCAGAUCGAGCCUACUCUUGGUACCAGCAUCAGCGAGCACAUGACGACCCAGUUGCCCUGAAGUACACCUUUCAUGAGGUGAUUACAGCCGGGCCUGAGGCCUCUCAGAAGCUCCGAACAUUACAGAACCGUUGCCUAGUACCGGGCUGGUAUGCGACCCACGUUGAACGCUGGUUGAAUAAUUUCCAUGCCAACCAGAUUCUCGUUCUGGAUGGCAAGCUGCUACGCACAGAACCAGCCAAAGUGAUGGAAACAGUCCAGAAAUUUCUUGGUGUGACAAAUGUCAUAGAUUACCACAAAACUUUAGCGUUUGAUCCCAAAAAAGGAUUCUGGUGCCAACUACUGGAAGGAGGGAAAACCAAGUGCUUGGGGAAGAGCAAAGGCCGGAAAUACCCAGAGAUGGAUUUAGAUUCAAGAGCGUUCCUGAGGGACUAUUACAGAGACCACAACAUAGAGCUCUCCAAGCUGCUGUACAAAAUGGGCCAGACGUUGCCAACAUGGCUGCGGGAGGAACUCCAGAACACUAGAUAGCCACUUUUAUCUCCUGUAUUGAGCAAUAGUAGAAAGAGUCCGUGGGGAGGAUCCCAAACCUGUACGCCGGGCCGAAAUGACAUAAUGGGUGUGCGGUACACAACCAGGGAAGAAGCAUUUAGAGCAAUAUCUAUUUGAGGUCUCCAGGGGAGGGUGGGGGGAAUGCAGAAAGGACCCAUGCAGUGUGCAUUGCAGCUUGGAAGCCACCUGAGACCUACUGGAAUCGAUGAUUAGCUACACCCCGUGGGCAAGCCAGCAUGACGCAGACCUUCCAGGUGGCCCGGGAACCCGCUUCACUGCUCGUGGUGAGGCUGCCUCCUAGCUUGUAACCCUGCUUCCUGAUAAAGAGGAUCCACAAAAGAUCAGCUCUUUCUUCACCCGUCAGUCGCAGCAGCUGAAAUAGUAUUACAGCAAGCAGAUUCCUUCCCAUCAGGUGAUUAGGAAAAAAGGGAAUGGAGGACUCACUGGGGGUUGCUUAGUAAUAGUUCCUGCAUCAUGCGAGUUUGGAAGACGAUGUGGGUGGUAUGAACUCAGAGCCAGAUGGGGGCCCAGCUGCAAGCCUUGGACCUAAAUAUGCAAUUUGUGCUCAGACCCACACUGGACUCAGAUGAUGUUGUGGAGUAGAAUUCUUAGCUAAGAGAUGUUUUGUUUUUAUACAAGGUGACUUUGAAAGACUUUGGUGCUGGCAAUAUUUAGAUUAUCCCAGAUGGAUUAUUUUUCCCCCAUCUUAUUUGGGGACAUCCUGGGGAAGGGGUGGGAGGAAUCAGAGUGGGGAACACAUACUCAUCCAACACCAUGCCUGGCAGGAGAGCUGUUCCAGAAGGUUAUCAAUAUCACUUCAUUCACCUCGUUUGCAGUCACAUUUUUAUAACAUACCAGAGGUGGUUCCUGUGAUGCAAGACUGAAGCCAUUCAGUAUCCUAGUUCCUUCUAGCACACAUGACCUGCCAGCUCUAAGCAACAGGAAGGUAUUCCAGCAAGAUAGACAGGCCUUGGGAUCAUGGCUGCCCAGGAGAUUACAUAAGGACUUUGAGCCUCUUGAGCAUGAAGAGGACAGUAUUUUUACUUUUUGUGCAUCGCUUGGAUGCUGCACUUCGCAUUUUGGAUCACAGUUUUUUAUUUUGUCCAAUUUGCCAUGAAAAGGAAGUUGGCCUGUGGAUUUGGCUGCUCUGCCAUCGUGGCAUCUGUCUAUUAGAAGAAUUUGGGCCCGCUUCAAUAGAUUGCUCUCCUCCAGGGUUUCCUUUUGGAGUGGUGAUCAAGAAACUUGGUUCAGCCGAGCCCACGUCGUUUGCUGGGUGUGUGUAUCUAAUGAAAUGGUAUCAUCACUGUGAGAGACUCACACAUGUACAUGCAGUUGACUAUUAGUUUGUGUUUCUUUGGAGACAAGUUAAACAGGAUCGCAACUAAGCCACAUUUGUCUUAAUCAGUCUUAAAGCACUUGUUGGAUAGGUUCAUAGAGAAGGCAUGUUCGUCUGGAGCUGGGAAGCCUGAGGUUCUGUUGGGAGUUGAAUGCAUUCAAACAUAUACCGCACGCUCACCCUCAGUGGUGGCAGUAAGGCAUGAAAGCAGAGGUAGGCAACUUUUUCGGGCCUGUGGGCACAUUUGGCAAUUUCAGAACUUACCCUGGGCACCACGACAAAAUGGCUGCCAUGGGCUCCCUCCAUCAGCUUUUCCUCAGUAUGUCUCUGAGCCCUUCCAUGCAGCCCAGAGCCAUUAACUGGAAAUGAAGGUGGCAGAGGCUGGAGGUCUUCAGUUUCCUAUGAAACAGUCUCUGGCACUGGUAAGGAAAUAUGUUAAUUAAACAAAAAACAAAUGACAACUGGUACAGCGCUACUGAGGACUUCAAGAAAGGGGUUCAGGUAAGCACCAAUGUCCAAGGGCAACACAGUGACUGUCCCUGACUUAGAGGAUGUCAGGCACUUGCUUAAAUCUAGACUUGAAUAAAUCCAAUCACACAAAUACUGAUAGGUAAAGCUAAUGGAAGGCAUUAGUAGAAUUUAAAGAAUCAAGUGUACAGGACCUAUUUCUGGCCCUUGGGGACUUGGAUGGGCACUGGUGGCUAUCCCAUCAUAUUACCAUUCAUUUAUGUGUUUUUUCUGAAAUAAUCUAGCUGCACAUGGCUGGAAACAGUAUGUAGGGCUAGGCAGAUCCAGCAGGGAUCCUUUUCUUAUAUGGGUGUCCUUCAUGCUAGCAUGUUAGUGGGAAUACUUCUCUCUGUGGGCAUAGGGUGAAGUGGCAGAAGUGAGAGAGGUUUCUUAAUCCCUUUCUCCUGCCUGCAAGUGAUUGCUUUUGAAAUAAGGCCUGAAAGAACCACCCAAGCCAGGUUCACUCCCCUGAGAGAGAAAGAUGUUUUGGCAGAAUUAUUCUUAGUGCAUUGCCACUGAAUUGCAAGGAUGCAUCUUGUGCCAUCAGAUGCAUCCCCGCUGCACUGACAGAGAUGGGAGAACCAGGGAUGCUGGUUCCUAAACUCUGUCAAAGCUCAGUUCAGCUUGCUUCCUUUCUCAUCGUCAUCCUGUUUUCCCCAGUUAGGUUGACUGGAAAAAGUACAUACCUUUAAUGGGAAAAGUGUGCAUCUUUCAAAGUUUGCAUUCCUCCCCUGGCCACAUGGACCAAAAUGUGAAAAUGCGAUUUUUAAAUGUGCAUUUUUGAACAUGAAUGCAAGUACAUGAAUGUGCAAACAUUUUGUGAGAACAUGCAGUCCACAUUCAGGGUUGCAAAGGGGGUAUUUUCAGAUGAUUUUGCCCCUGAAAUGAGAUUCUCCUGUAUCCCUGCUCAAACAUACACUUCCCUCUGACAUUGUGACUGAGCACCACCUAGAGGAUCAUUCAACAAAUGCUGUGGCCAUUUGUUUCUAUCCUUUAUCCAGUCAGUUUAUUUAAACAGCUAACAAGAAUAUAUGGCUGGGGUAGGAGCAAUGUAGAGCAUUGAAUUGGAGGCUCGUGGAAGGCUAUUCAUUUUGAGAUCAUUUUGAGUGCAUGCACGUACACAAGGUUGUGUUGACGGGCUUCUGCCCCAAGAGGCUUUUAGUAGAGAAAAGCAAACUGCUGGCAGUGAAGGAGCCUUUCUUCCUAGCCACUUUCCCUUCCAGAUAAGAAUGAUGUAGCAGAUGCUACAAAGAGCAGUUCUUUACAUCUGGCAUAUGCUGGGGUGGGCAGGAGAUAGAUCAGGAUCUAUUGAUAAAUCACUGGGUAUUUGCAGGAGAUGAGCUAUUUUUUCUGACUCCCAGAAAACUCUGGCUGAUUUGCUACCAAUCCCACAGAGACCUUUUGAAUGUUGACAACUACAGUUGGUGUAACUCAAAGCCCUGGUCAGUGAAGCAGUAUUGCCUGGUGAUAGAAUUAAUGAAAGUGUCAGACCCAGAAUGCGGCAACAGUAUUUCUCCCAGUGGUUUUAUUGUGAAAUAAGGCACAAGGUCAGCAAGGGCAAUACCUUCCCCUUUAAAUGCUUUUCUGAUGGAGAAAGGCAAAUCUGUAAAGCAGGAGAAGCAAGAAAGAUGCCAACAGCCACACAGGCAGUGAAAGGUCUGCUUACUAUAUAAGUUGCACAGCAAAGAGAUGCUGUGCUCCCCUUGGUUUUAUUGUAAGACCAUCCCGAGACUUUGCUAGUGGAUGGUAUAUAAAAGUUUUAAAUAAAUAAAAAAAAUGUGAGUGCUCAUGUUGAGAAGGUCCAGUUGGGCGAGAGUGGGAAGGCUUCUUCCCUUGUCUAGCA
Messenger RNA from Varanus komodoensis (Komodo dragon), 6360 nucleotides. RefSeq names its product N-deacetylase and N-sulfotransferase 1 (gene NDST1). The record is from RefSeq and is a predicted model, not a curated record. Gene Ontology annotation, cellular component: Golgi apparatus. The transcript has 14 exons. Bases 23 to 2653 code for a protein of 876 amino acids. NCBI's taxonomy places the organism in Eukaryota, Metazoa, Chordata, Lepidosauria, Squamata, Varanidae. Gene Ontology annotation, molecular function: heparan sulfate N-sulfotransferase activity; deacetylase activity.